Messenger RNA from Geosmithia morbida, 1035 nucleotides. Its product is annotated as GPI anchored protein. The coding region runs from base 1 to 1035 and encodes 344 amino acids. The record is from RefSeq and is a predicted model, not a curated record. NCBI's taxonomy places the organism in Eukaryota, Fungi, Ascomycota, Sordariomycetes, Hypocreales, Bionectriaceae. The transcript is spliced from 3 exons.
AUGGUCUACCCGCGGUCUCUAGAGCUUGUCCUGACCAAGAUUCUCGCUCUCAUACCCCUAGCAGCAGCAGCGGCGGCGGCAGCAGAAUCAGGAAACGCGAGCCCGACAGCCCUACGAAAGUUACCGCCCGAUCUGAAUGCCAAGCUAUUUCCCGAACACCUAGCCUUCAUGGCCGUGGCCGUGGACGUGGACGUGGAUGCAGAGUCCAUGAGCAGCGGCAGCAACAUGUCCCUAGCUCUAAUGUCCGGACCGAGAAUCUACGAACGAGCCUUUGCCGCGCACUUUGACGAGACGCAAGAGGGCGUGCUCCGCCGCGCGGCCGAGGCGCUCAGACUGCUGGAGAAGCGGUCGUCCUGCCCGGCCAACAUGAACAGCUGCGCGGACGUGGGCUCGCCGAACAAGUGCUGUCAGGACGGCACGUACUGCACCGACGUUUCGGAUACCAUGGUGGGACAUGUCGCCUGCUGUCCGGAAGGAUCGACGUGCGAAGGGGCCGUGAGCCAGUGUCCCUCUUCGGCUGUGAGCUGUCCCGCUAGUCUGGGAGGGGGCUGCUGUCUCGAGGGGUAUGAGUGUACAUUGACGGCAACGUCCGCGACGACCAGCAAGACGUCAACAGCAGAGACCAUCACCACCGAGACCGGGUCGGAGACCGGGUCGGAGCCCGAAUCCAGCACCGAGACGACGAAAGAGACCUCGGCCAAGACCUUCUCGUGCCCCGCCCCGUCGAGCACGACGACCAUCACGGGCGCGGGCGUCACCGUCGUGGUCAAGGGGGACACGCUGCCCACGUCAGAGGCCACGGGCACGUGCGCGGGCGGGUGGACCAUGUGCGGCGCGUCGGCCGGUCCCACGGCCGGCUGCUGCCCGAGCGGGUACAAGUGCGGGACGGCGAGCUGCUUCUCCGCGCAGGCCAGCCAGACGGAGAGGGUGCAGAAGGAGUUCCCCAAGGAUGGGGGGGUGGCACCGCUGGGCGUGGGGAAGAGAUGUCUCGCUGCUCUUGUGGUGGUCGGGACACUCGCUUCUCAUAUUCUGUGA